AUGGGACACUCGAUUUGUUUCCUCGGUUUGAUCAUCUUGUUAAAAAUUCUUCGACCAUUCGAAUGCAACAAUUUAGAAGUGAAGGCACUUCCAACGCAGCCUUCAAAUUCUACUGCUUCUGAUUUAAAAAGUGACAACAGGACAAUGCGUAACACAUUAAAACUUGAUUCAAGUUUCACAACUUCUACGAAGAGAUCAACUUCUUCAGAAAAUAAUACAUCAGUUUCCGAAACAUCUACAAUGGAUACUAUAGAAUCUACAGAUGAAGGAGAAGAUCAACAGAUACUCAUCAUACUUGAAAAAUCAAAUCGUAAUUCUGUCCUGGAACCUUGGUAUCGUGUUAAACGUGAUGGUGAAGACAAAGAAUAUCAAAAAUCGUCAAAUUCAGAUGGCGAUAAUACUUUUGAUAAAAAUAAUGAUAAUAAUAGUACCUCUGAGGAAAAUAAUGAUAAUACUUCUGGUGAAAAUGAUGAUACUGCAGACGAAGAGACUGACGAUUCAUCAAGCAAAAGUUCCAAAGAAGAAUCUUAUAGUCAAUUCGAUCCUGAAUCAGAAGUAGAUUCAAUGGAUGUUAAAGGCAGAGAAAAGAAGAGCACAUAUUCGCAAGAAUCUGAGGAAGAAGGAAGAUUGUAUCCUGCUUGGUACCAACCAUCUUUCAGCAAUAGAUAUUGGUCCAGUGAUGAGAAAGGUUCUUCUCGCCAUUUUAUAAGGAUUCCAGUAUUUCCUGGAAAAUAG
Molecule: messenger RNA, 735 nt
Organism: Frieseomelitta varia
Lineage: Eukaryota; Metazoa; Arthropoda; Insecta; Hymenoptera; Apidae
Product: mitochondrial intermembrane space import and assembly protein 40-like
Exons: 1
Coding region: 1-735 (244 amino acids)
Source: RefSeq, a predicted model, not a curated record